AUGAAUUGCCUUUCUAUCAACUUAAGGGAGGUGCGAAGCAACAGGAAAUCGGAUUGGAUUCGGGGGCUUAAGACCAGUUAUGGGAUUCAUUUUCUAGCGAUACAAGAAACCAAGUUGCAAGAUUCUGAGUCUUUUUUGUUUAAUAAAUUUUGGGGCAGGGUUGAGUAUAAGUUAGCGGCUGUGAAUUCGCAAGGAAGGUCAGGGGGUCUAGCUUGCUUAUGGAGCCCAGCAGUAUUCAGGUGUGUGAAUUUAAUUCAUAACAGAAAUUUUAUUGUCGUCUCAGGUAUCCUUCUACAAACAGGGUGUAGAAUCAACUUAAUCAACGUAUAUGCACCUAAUGAUGCGGCAAGUAGGCGUGCCGUCUGGUUGGAAAUGCUGGGGGUUAGGAACUCGUUGCAAGGGUUAUGGGUUGUAAUGGGGGACAUUAAUGAGGUGCGGAAUGCCAGUGAGCGUAUGAACUCAGAAUAUAUUGAAGCUAAUGCUGAUGCAUUCAAUCAUUUUAUCCUUUCGGCGGGUCUGGUGGAAUAUAAUAUGGGUGGGGGUAACUUUACGUAUAUAUCAGAUAAUGGCAGAAAGUUGAGCAAACUGGAUCGUUUCCUGGUCUGUUUAGGCUUUAUGGAGAAAUGGCCUAAUGCUUCGGUGAUUGCUUUAGACAGGGAAGUGUCAGAUCAUCGGCCUAUUAUCCUGUCUGCUAUCCAGUCAGAUUUUGGCCACAUCCCGUUUAUUUUUCAAUUCUUGGUUUGA
Molecule: messenger RNA, 744 nt
Organism: Helianthus annuus (common sunflower)
Lineage: Eukaryota; Viridiplantae; Streptophyta; Magnoliopsida; Asterales; Asteraceae
Exons: 1
Coding region: 1-744 (247 amino acids)
Molecular function (GO): catalytic activity
Source: RefSeq, a predicted model, not a curated record